AUGUUGAGUACUUUGGCACGUACUUCGGGCCGUUUGGUGUUCGGACGUGCCUACGCAUCGGCCCAAAUGGAUGCUCACGCUCAAGUCAUUGAUGACCAGAAGCCUAUGGAUGAGCAAAGCAAUCCGUCCUUCUACAAGAUGGUUGACUAUUACUUCGACAAAGGAGCGACUGUAAUUGAACCGAAGUUGGUCGAAGAAAUGAAGUCAAAUUCGAUGAGUGUCAAGGACAAGAAGAAUCUCGUCAGUGGAAUUUUGAAGGCUAUCAAGCCUGUCAACAAAGUUUUGUAUAUCACAUUCCCUAUUCGUCGAGAUAAUGGAGAAUUCGAAGUUAUAGAAGCAUGGCGUUCGCAGCACUCUGAGCACCGAACUCCAACAAAGGGUGGAAUUCGUUAUUCUCUGGAUGUUUGCGAAGAUGAGGUGAAAGCUUUGUCCGCAUUGAUGACAUACAAAUGCGCUGUUGUCGAUGUCCCGUUUGGAGGAGCAAAGGGAGGAGUGAAAAUUGACCCGAAAAUGUACACGGACUAUGAAAUCGAGAAGAUCACACGUCGUAUUGCCAUCGAAUUCGCGAAGAAGGCAAGUGGAUUCCUAGGUCCUGGUGUAGACGUGCCAGCCCCCGACAUGGGAACUGGAGAACGUGAAAUGGGAUGGAUUGCUGACACAUAUGGUCAAACAAUUGGACAUCUUGAUAGAGACGCAUCCGCAUGCAUCACUGGAAAACCCAUCGUCGCUGGUGGCAUCCACGGACGUGUUUCUGCUACAGGUCGCGGUGUUUGGAAAGGGCUUGCAGUAUUUACUAAGGAGGAAGAAUACAUGAAAAAGAUUGGUCUCACACUUGGCUUGGUUGACAAGACUGUCAUUAUUCAAGGAUUCGGUAAUGUGGGACUUCAUACAAUGCGAUAUCUUCACAGGGCAGGAGCAAAAGUGAUAGGAGUCCAGGAAUGGGAUUGUGCCAUCUACAACCCUUCAGGAAUCCACCCAAAGGAGCUUGAAGACUGGAGAGACCAGACAGGGAGCAUCAAAAACUUCCCUGGAGCAAAAAAUUUUGAACCGUUCGGCGAUCUUAUCUAUGAACCCUGUGACAUACUUGUACCUGCUGCAUGUGAAAAGGCUAUCCACAAGGAGAAUGCCAACAGAAUUCAGGCUAAGAUUAUUGCUGAGGCUGCCAAUGGACCAACAACACCUGCUGCUGACAAAAUCCUUCUAGAACGUGGCAAUUGCCUUAUCAUUCCUGAUAUGUACAUUAACUCCGGUGGUGUGACUGUAUCAUAUUUUGAAUGGCUCAAGAAUCUUAACCACGUCUCAUACGGACGACUCAGCUUCAAGUAUGAGGAAGAAUCAAAUAGAAUGCUCCUCCAAUCCGUACAAGACUCGUUAGAAAAAGCUAUCGGCAAGGAAGCACCCGUACAACCUAACGAGGCUUUCGAGCACAAAAUUGCUGGAGCCAGUGAAAAAGAUAUUGUUCAUUCCGGUCUUGAAUAUACUAUGGGUCGCUCUGGUGGUGCGAUCAUUCGCACUGCCCGCAAGUACAACUUGGGCUUGGACAUUCGCACAGCGGCAUAUGCAAAUGCCAUAGAGAAGGUCUAUAACACCUACCGGACCUGCGGUUUCACCUUUACGUAG
Molecule: messenger RNA, 1620 nt
Organism: Angiostrongylus costaricensis
Lineage: Eukaryota; Metazoa; Nematoda; Chromadorea; Rhabditida; Metastrongylidae
Source: the annotation of a GenBank genome assembly